Molecule: messenger RNA, 1770 nt
Organism: Orycteropus afer afer
Lineage: Eukaryota; Metazoa; Chordata; Mammalia; Tubulidentata; Orycteropodidae
Source: RefSeq, a predicted model, not a curated record
GCACGCAAACAGCAGCAAGGAAGACAAAAGCCGACAUAAGCUAAGCGAGGCCCCAGAGCAGCUUCCUCUAAACUUGACACUUGCCAGAUCCCCGCCAGCAUGGUUGCUCUGAAUCCAAUGACUUUGGGAAUUUAUCUUCAGCUUUUCUUCCGCUUUAUUGUGUCUCAGCGUACUUUCAUCAACAGCGUCCUCCCAAUUUCAGCAGCUCUUCCUGGCCUGGAUCAGAAGAAGCGUGGCAGCCACAGAGCAUGCUGCCUGUUGAUGCCACCUCCACCCCCAUUGUUCCUGCCUCCGUUCUUCAGAGGUGGCCGAAGUCCCCUUCUUUCCCCAGACAUGAAGAAUCUCAUCCUUGAACUUGAGACCACCCAGUCUCCAUGUGUGCAAGGAUCACUCUGCUCCCCUGGACCUCCUGGCCCCCAGGGUCCACCGGGACUUCCUGGCAAGAUAGGACCAAAGGGAGAGAAGGGAGAGUUUGGCCGACCAGGAAGGAAGGGUAGACCUGGCCCCCCAGGUGUUCCGGGCAUGCCUGGGCCCAUUGGCUGGCCAGGCCCUGAAGGACCCAGGGGUGAAAAAGGUGACCUGGGUAUGAUGGGCUUGCCAGGGUCAAGAGGACCAAUGGGCUCCAAGGGCUACCCUGGAUCCAGAGGGGAAAAGGGAUCCAGAGGUGAAAGGGGUGACUUGGGUCCCAAAGGAGAAAAGGGUUUCCCAGGACUUCCUGGAAUGUUAGGACAGAAAGGUGAAAUGGGUCCAAAGGGUGAACCUGGGCUAGCAGGACACCGGGGCCCCACAGGAAGACCAGGAAAAAGAGGCAAGCAGGGACAGAAGGGAGAUAGUGGAGUUAUGGGCCCUCCAGGCAAGCCUGGACCUGCUGGUCAACCUGGCCCUCCAGGACCCCCAGGACCUCUAGGCCCCCCAGCUGCAGGACAACUUAUAAUGGGACCCAAAGGGGAAAGAGGAUUUCCCGGGCCUCCAGGAAGAUGUCUGUGUGGACCGCCCAUGAGUGUGAAUAACCCUUCCUACGGGGAAUCCAUGUAUGGGUCCAGUUCCCCACGAGUUCCUGUGAUUUUUGUGGUCAACAAUCAAAAAGAGCUUGAGAGUCUGAACACCCAAAAUGCCAUUGCCUUCCGUAGAGACCAGAGAUCUCUGUACUUCAAAGACAGCCUUGGCUGGCUCCCCAUCCAGUUGACCCCUUUCUACCCUGUGGAUUACACUGUAGACCAUCGUAGCGCCUGUGGGGAUGGGGUCCUGCAGCCCGGGGAGGAGUGUGAUGAUGCCAAUGAUGAUACGGGUGACGACUGCAUCAGCUGUCACCGGGCCUACUGUGGAGAUGGUCACCGGCAUGAGGGUGUGGAGGACUGUGACGGCUCUGACUUUGGCUAUCUGACCUGCGAGACCUAUCUCCCUGGGUCAUACGGAGACCUGCGGUGCACCCCGUACUGCUACAUUGACUCCACACCCUGCCGCUAUUUCACAUGAGGGGUGCGAGAAGAAGGUGGGCUGCAGCUUCCCCACUUUGUUCAACAGACCUCGCACUGUCCUGGUCCAGUUUCCACCAACCUCUGUGCAACAGAAACAAGGACAACUCUUGCUGCUGAGAUGUGCUUUUAACAGUCUGACUGGAAGAACCCAGGACCACUGCACCCUGUCUUAAUCCAAAGUACUAGAAAACCUUCCACAUGCCCAACCUGGCAAUGUUCCCCAUUGCUACCACUGGCCCAAGAGCCGGCUACAAAGUCCUUCUUCUUCCUGAAUGUUGCUGACCCUGGCUGU